This is a messenger RNA of Naegleria gruberi, 1163 nucleotides long. RefSeq lists its product as uncharacterized. Lineage: Eukaryota; Heterolobosea; Eutetramitea; Acrasida; Naegleriidae. The coding region runs from base 120 to 1142 and encodes 340 amino acids. The record is from RefSeq and is a predicted model, not a curated record. The transcript has a single exon.
AACAGCAUUCCUUCUGAAGAGCUCUCUCAGGGUUAUUUAUUAUUAAUAAUAAUUGAUAAAAACGAAAGGACAAAUUAGCAGUUGACUGAAAAAUAGAUUCCGAGCAUUGAGAUUUGAAAAUGAACAGUAAUAAUCAAAUUGUAAUGGAUGAAUCGUCGUGGUUUUGUUCAAUGACUGCCAUACCACCAUUUUCCAUACAUUCAAUGGUGUAUGAUUGGUUAAUUUCGCAUAACUUUCAAUUCUUUAGUUUUUGUAAUAGAAAGUCAAAUAGUGUGGAUGAAACAGGUUUAGAAACAACAUCAUCGGCGACAGGUCCUAAUCACCUGACAAUACUCUUAUGUUUAGUAUUGUGUUUAUGUCUUGUUUCCGUUCUGGACAAGAUAAAAUCCUUUUUGAAAUCAAUUCCUAAUAGGGAAAUGGACAAUGAUAAUCAAACGAUAACAACUACUCAAUCAAGCAACACCUUUAUCCAAAAAAUUGUCAACUAUAGUAUGGUUUUGAUUCAUGAGAGAAGAAUUGGAUUGAUAAUUACAACGAUUGGAUUGUUUGUUUUUGCAUUCUUCGUUCUUUCCCAUAAAACUGAUGAACAAGUCAUUUUGCUCAUCAAAUCAAAUAAGAAACAGUUUACGAUUGUGACCCUCAAUCAAACAUUAUCAGAGAAUUCUACCAUUUCCACUCCUCCAUCCAUUUCUCAAAACAAUACCUCAAAUAAUUUAUUAGAAACUCAUUCGAAUCAAACUAACCAAAUUUCAACCUCACUAAGAGAAAAUUCUGUAAAUAACAAUGUACAAAACACCUCUCCAUCAAGAAUUAUCAAAAAUCAACAACUCUACAUUUCACUAAUCAAAUCAACUUGGAUUGAAAUGCAAUUACAAAAUCAACUCAAAGUUGGAACUGUUACAAUGACACCAAGUCAACAAGAUACAUUUUUAGAGUCUGCUUUCAAAGCUAUUUUGAAUAUUGCACUUUUGGCAUUGAAAUUCUUUUAUAUUUAUUUGGCCAUGAUUGGUCUCAUUCUUUUGCUCAGAUGGUUAACCCUUGGAAGUUUAUCUGGAAUAUCAGCACAUCCAAUUGGAAUGGCUCCACCUCUCCCUCCUACCAUUCCAAAUGCUUCCCUUCAAUUUAAUUUUGCUUCCCCUUAAUAAAAUCCUUUAAUUUAUUAC